AUACCCCCCUGGCCUCCACCAACGGCUCGCCAGGCUUCCACACCCUCACACUAAGACAGACUGACAAGAAAGAAAGACAAGAACAACGGGAGACGGCGAGACUGGCUUGUACAAGCUGCCCUGACACAAGCCAUCCAGGUGAAAAAAAUCGAGCACCAAACUAAGGAAAAUGACAGAUCAACCAGGAAACCCAGACCAGUUCCCUGCAGAGAAGGGCCAAGGAGGAGCUGGAGCCUCAUAUAAGCUGUCACUUUUUGAGUUUGAGAACUUUCGUGGAAAGAAAGUGGAAUUGUCUGGUGAAUGUAAAGAUGUGCUGAAGAAGAUGGAGAAAGUCGGCUCCAUCAUUGUGGAAUCUGGACCAUGGAUUGGUUUUGAACAUCCACGUUUUGCGGGAGAGAAGUUUGUAUUGGAGAAGGGGGAGUAUCCCCGUUGGAGCACUUGGACCAACUGCCAAAGUCACUUUUGUCUGAGCUCUUUCAGGCCCCUAAAAGUGGACAAUGCAGAUCACAAGCUGCACCUGUUUGAGAACGCAGGCUUUGAGGGCAGGAAGAUGGAGAUUAAUGACGAUGAUGUUCCCAGUCUGUGGGCUUAUGGUUUCCAGGAUCGUGUGGCCAGUGCUAAGGCCAUCAGCGGCACGUGGGUGGGCUACAUGUACCCAGGCUACAGAGGACGCCAGUAUGUGUUUGAACAUGGAGACUUUAAGCACUGGAAUGACUGGGGAGCCACGGCGCCUCAGAUCCAGUCUGUCCGACGUGUGAGGGACAUGCAGUGGCACAAAAGGGGGUGUUUCAUUGCAACUACUCCUACUCCUAAUCCCAACCCUAACCCUAACCCAAACCCUACUCCCAAUCCUGUUCCUAACCCUACUCCCAUUCCCAAACCAUCUCCAAACCCCAAAUCACAAACCCAGCCUCAAGCCUAAACUAAGACCACAAAUUCAGCACCACUUUACAGCUCCUGGGACAAGCCCAAGCCACUGUGAGAUUACGAUGACUAUAAUUACUGGCAUUUGCAAGGAUGAAACAUAAAUUUGUGAUCACAAAUAAAGUUGUUUCCC
Molecule: messenger RNA, 1057 nt
Organism: Syngnathus acus (greater pipefish)
Lineage: Eukaryota; Metazoa; Chordata; Actinopteri; Syngnathiformes; Syngnathidae
Gene: crybb3
Product: crystallin, beta B3
Exons: 6
Coding region: 170-922 (250 amino acids)
Biological process (GO): visual perception; lens development in camera-type eye
Molecular function (GO): structural constituent of eye lens
Source: RefSeq, a predicted model, not a curated record